AUGGGCGACUCAACUAAGACUGGGACACUCUCAAAAUUGGGUAAAUUGUUUGGAAAGUCAUCAUCUAAUUUACCUACUGCAAAGCAUCAGCUGGUGCUGCAAGUACAGGAGGAUCGUCAAGCACAGCGACAGCUGCAGCAACUGCAACCACCACCACCACAGCAACAACAGCAACCACAACAAGUGCAAGAUCAACGAGAAUUAGGAGAGCACCCACACCGGCAAUCAAGAUCAUCACUGCUGGCAACUCUGUCUAAUAAACAUACAACCAUUAAUGCCAACGUCAACGUCAAUGCCAACACCAACACCAACACCGCCAGCAACAGUGUCGCCAACACCAACACCAACACCGCCAGCAACAGUGUCGCCAACACCAACACCGCCAGCAACAGUGUCGCCAACACCAACACCAGCGCCAGCACCGCCAUUCCCACUGCUGCCCCUAAGCUAUUACAACCUAAUGCCGUUCAAGAGAAUCCAAUAUCCAGUGAGGAAGAUUUUAUACUAUCGCAAGUUGAAAACGACAAGGUAUCGCCUCUAAGACAAAUCAAGCAACCCCAGCCACAACUUCAUACACAAUCACAGUUGCAACAAAACUCACAUUGCGCGCCCAUAUUGUCCAAAUCAAACAACUUAUCUCCAGCAGGCUCGCAUUCUCCAAUCAAUGGCAAUCUUUCAACUACAACGUCACCUAUUCUGGUGAUUUCACUCGAACAAAAAUUGAAAGGUCAAAAUUCAACCUCAAAGUUGCCAUCGUCUGGUAUGGCUAAAACGCCCGCAAAUGAGAAAACGCCACAAAUGAGUGGUGCUGCUUCACUGUUGGUAUCAGCGGGGGUACCACCGUCACAUUCAACACCAACGACAACGCCAACUUCGGGUAGACCAUCACCUUCCGUAUCCAGAUCUUCUUCAAGAAAAGCCACUACCCAACAAGCAAAAAGUGGCCUUUUUUCAUCAAAGUCUAAAAAUGGAUCUAACACAUCAUUAGUAAGUGGUGGAAUGUUAUCUCAACAACAACAACAAGCGCAACAACAGCUGAUGCUGCUGCUGCUGUUGUCUCUUCAACCACCACCAAAUUUACCCCGAUUUGUGAUGCUAGAAAAUGGCAACCAUGAGCAUCACCUACGAUCAGCAAAACGUCAUGAAAAGUUGUCGAAUAUGUUGAAGGACUUGCUAGGAGCCAAGAAACUUCGAGACGAAGCAAAAAGUGCGGUGCCGGACUUAUUACAGGGAGCUAUGCAACAAAGCACAUCGCAAUUACAACAAAUGCAACAAAGCACAUCUCAAUUACAGCCUAACAUGAGUGGGAGACCCCCUACUUUAUUUGCAGGAUUGGUCACUCAAGUGAAAAAUCAUACUAGUCCCUACCACCAACCAGGAACCGCUGAUGUUGUUGUACCGAAUAAGGAUCCCAAUGCACUGGCAGGACCUGAUAGUCGUUCAUUUGUGGAAAAGUAUGGUAGAUGUCAAGAAGUAAUUGGACGAGGAUCAUUUGGAGUUGUUCGUAUAUCACAUAAAAAGAUUGAUGCACUACCACCUCCAAUAGCAGAAACAACAGCAGCAGCAGCAUCAUCAUCAUCAACAGCAGCAGCAGCAUCAACAACAACAUCAUCAUCAUCAGCAACAGCAACAACAUCACCAAUAACAAACAUACCAUCAUCAUCAUCAUCAAGUAACACGUUAGUCAAUUCAAAUCCUACGGAGAAACUAUAUGCCGUGAAAGAAUUUAAGAGGAGACCAUCGGAGAAUGAAAAGAAGUACAAUAGAAGAUUGACUUCUGAGUUUUGCAUUUCUUCUUCAUUAAAACAUAUCAAUAUUAUAGAUACACUUGAUUUGUUAAAGGAUGCCAAAGGUGAUUAUUGCGAAGUUAUGGAAUUUUGUUCCGGUGGUGAUUUAUAUACAUUGAUUAUUGCGCUGGGGAAAUUGGAGUAUGCGGAAGCUGAUUGUUUUUUCAAGCAGUUGAUUCGUGGAGUUAACUACAUGCACAAUAUGGGAGUUGCACAUCGAGACUUGAAGCCGGAAAAUCUUCUCUUGACACAAAAUGGGGUUUUGAAGAUAACUGAUUUUGGUAAUUCGGAAUGCUUCAGAAUGGCAUGGGAAACGGAAGUUCAAUUUAGUGAAGGGAUAUGUGGUUCUUCUCCAUAUAUUGCGCCCGAAGAAUUUAGUCAAGAGUCAUUUGAUCCUAGAUGUGUGGAUAUUUGGUCAUGUGGAGUCAUUUAUAUGGCAAUGAGGACAGGCCGCCAAUUAUGGAAGCAGGCUGAUGCAUCUAAGGAUGAGUUUUACGAAGAAUAUCUUAUCAAGAGGAAAGAUGCCACUGGGUAUGAACCUAUUGAGAACUUGAAAAGAGCUCGUUGUAGAAAUGUUAUAUAUUCUAUAUUGGAUCCUAAACCGGAGAGAAGAAUCACGGGGAAACAAAUAUUGAAUAGUGAAUGGGGUAGGGAGAUUAAAGUAUGUGAAGCUGGUGAAGCUCACCCUACGUCAUAG
Lodderomyces oxycetoniae is the source of this 2484-nucleotide messenger RNA. Its product is annotated as serine/threonine protein kinase. Gene Ontology annotation, cellular component: cytosol. Gene Ontology annotation, biological process: intracellular monoatomic cation homeostasis; protein phosphorylation; intracellular signal transduction. NCBI's taxonomy places the organism in Eukaryota, Fungi, Ascomycota, Pichiomycetes, Serinales, Debaryomycetaceae. The transcript has a single exon. Bases 1 to 2484 code for a protein of 827 amino acids. Gene Ontology annotation, molecular function: ATP binding; protein serine/threonine kinase activity. The record is from RefSeq and is a predicted model, not a curated record.